Messenger RNA from Entrophospora candida, 545 nucleotides. The record is from the annotation of a GenBank genome assembly. NCBI's taxonomy places the organism in Eukaryota, Fungi, Glomeromycota, Glomeromycetes, Entrophosporales, Entrophosporaceae.
GUACAAGAUCGAUAACAAGAGCAGCAGUUGUAGACCCUGGCACUUUUCAAAACACAGCUAGCACUAACACACCUCCUGCUGAUUCAACUACUAGAAACACGCCUCUUCCUGCUUCAAUCACUAGCAACGAUAUAAUUUCCUCUGAAUCAAGCAAUCUAAACAACAAUCAAGUUACGUAUAAUUUGCUGAGACAGUUGGUAGUACCUUUAACUACUUCACAACGUGGCAUUAUUGAAUUAAAAACGGCAGAGACAAUAGUGUCAGAAAGACAGCCAAUAAAUAGUAAUAACAGCAUAGUUGAUCUUGCACCAACUGUAAUGUCACAACUACAAAAAUCGAAUCCAUUCAGAGAGCUGUCAGCACUAGCGGCGAGGAUCAAAUUGAAAGCUACAAUAAGUGGCGCUCAUAGGCUACUACCACAACAAAGAACAUUGCUCAAUCAAAGCUCGUCAAGCUUGACAAGUACAUGUUUGGGAACGGAGGGACACUCAAACCAAAAAUUAACAACUACAAUGAGAAUGUCUCAAGUAAGAGCAUUGGAAUAG